Messenger RNA from Varanus komodoensis (Komodo dragon), 2746 nucleotides. RefSeq names its product PC4 and SFRS1 interacting protein 1 (gene PSIP1). The record is from RefSeq and is a predicted model, not a curated record. Gene Ontology annotation, molecular function: transcription coregulator activity; double-stranded DNA binding. The transcript is spliced from 17 exons. NCBI's taxonomy places the organism in Eukaryota, Metazoa, Chordata, Lepidosauria, Squamata, Varanidae. Gene Ontology annotation, biological process: regulation of transcription by RNA polymerase II. Gene Ontology annotation, cellular component: nucleus. Bases 291 to 2027 code for a protein of 578 amino acids.
GAAGGAGGAGGUUUCGUGCCAAACCAGUGGUCUGGUCCGGCGUCGUUGCGCGCUAGUCUCGAGUCAAUGGGCGUUCAUCUUGCAGCUGCGAUGCUAACAGGAGCCGGCGGCGAGGGGUGACACUGGGGAGCUUUUUGCGUCGUCGGCAAACGCUUCCUUUCCUUCCUGACGCACCCCCGUUUCUGGGAGUCAUUUGGAGCACGCCGUGCCAGCGGCGAGCGAGCUUUAGCGGGUCGUGAGAACGCGCUCGGGCUUAGCUUCCACCAGUUCUCCGCAACCAGAGCAGCAACAUGAGCCGCGAUUUCAAACCCGGGGACCUCAUCUUCGCCAAGAUGAAAGGCUAUCCCCAUUGGCCGGCCCGGGUGGAUGAAGUUCCUGAUGGAGCUGUCAAGCCACCUACAAAUAAAAUGCCUAUAUUCUUUUUUGGCACUCAUGAAACAGCAUUUCUGGGACCAAAAGAUAUAUUUCCCUAUGCUGAAAAUAAAGACAAAUAUGGCAAACCAAAUAAAAGAAAAGGCUUUAAUGAAGGACUGUGGGAAAUCGAGAACAAUCCCAAAGUUAAAUUUUCUAGUCAACAGUAUAUUUGUCCACAGUCCCAACCAGCUGUUAACACUGCAGUUAUUAAAGAAACAACUCAAGAAAGUAACCUAGAUGCUUCAGACGAAAAUGAACAAAAAAUGGGUCCCAAACGGAGGAAGGCUACUGCUCUUAAAGGACCUGUUAAACAGGAUAAUAUAACCACUGAAGUUGAAAUAGAAGAAAAAGAGGUGGAAACAGCAAAAGACAUGGAUUCUUCUGAAAAACCUAGUGGUGAAGAUAUAGAAAAACCAAAUGAUGCAGCUGUUCCUAAGGUUGUUAGAAGAGGAAGAAAAAGAAAGGCUGAAAAACAAGCAGAAGCUGAAGAGACAGCAGCAAUGGUGGCAACAGCAACAGCUGCGGUAGUUACAGCUCCAAAAGCAAGCCCUAAAAGGGGAAGGCCAGCUGCUACUGAAGUAAAGGUUCCAAAACCCAGAGGGAGACCCAAAUUGGUAAAACAACCUUGUCCUCAGGAGGGCGACAUUGUUCAUGAGGAAGACAAGAAUAAGAGAAAGGCUGCUGCUGAAGAAAAGCCACCAAAAAAACAACAGAAAAGGGAUGAAGAGAGUCAAAGGGAAGAAGACAAAAUAAGAAAAGAGCCAGAUAAAAAAGAUGGCAAAAAAGAAGUUGAGACAAAAAGGAAAAAUGCUGCUAAAGUGGGAUCAGCCUCAGCUUCUGAUUCUGAAGAAGAUGGAGAAGAGCAGGAAGGGAAUAAAAAGAAAAAGGGAAGAAAUGUUCCAGGACCUCAUAGGAGGAAUAUUUUAAAAGCCCAACAUGAACGUGAAAUAGCGGAGAGAAAACGUAAGCAAGAAGAGCAAAUGGAAGAAAUGCAAAACAAAGAAGAAGGCAAGAAACCAGAAGCUAAGAAAAUAGAGAAAAAAAGAGAAACAUCAAUGGAUUCUCGGCUUCAAAGAAUACAUGCAGAAAUUAAGAACUCACUCCAAAUUGACCACCUUGAUGUAAACAGAUGCAUCGAAGCUUUGGAUGAACUUGCAUCGCUUCAAGUAACAAUGCAGCAAGCUCAGAAACAUGCAGAAAUGAUUUCAACAUUGAAAAAAAUACGAAAGUUCAAGGUCAGUCAGAUUAUCAUGGAAAAAUCCACUAUGUUGUACAACAAAUUCAAGACCAUGUUUCUUGUUGGUGAAGGAGAUUCUGUUCUUUCACAAGUGUUAAAUAAGUCACUAGCGGAACAAAAGCAGCAUGAAGAAGCAAACAAAACCAAAGAACAGUGGAAGAAAGGACCAAACAAGAAAGCUGAAAAAGACAGAGAGCAAACAGGGACAAAGAUAGUGAAUGGUGCUUCUUAUGCUCAGGAUGCAAAUCAGUCACAACAUAAUGGAGACAACACAGAGGAAAAGAGAGAGAAGCUUGAUACUGGCAGUAAGAAAAAGAUAGCUGGUGAUGGGAGAGAACAAGAGAAGACGAAGGGCUCCACUUCUGAAAAUGAAUGAAUACAGUCUAAAUAUUUGUAAAGUACAUAUUAAAGAGGACUUAAAAAGGGUUGCAUUUGAGACUAGAUUGCUGAAAGUUUUAAAUUUUAUAAGCAUAGUAUUUUAAUGUGUACAAUUUGGUGGGGUAAUUGUGAAAAACCCCAUUUAACCUUUCAUUUUUAAAGUAUUUAAAUGUCCUGAUAGCAUUUGGCCCAGUAUUAACAAGCAAUACUUAGUUCAAAUGGAAAGACCAAGUCAUUUUAGAGACUGAAAUGUGUUUGUAUGUUUCAGGAUUAGUGCUGUAGUAUAUUUACCUGACUACUUACUGUAUGUUCAGUUCUUGGUUAAUGACAGGGAAAGUUACUUUUUCUUUUCAAAUUGCCAAACUUGCUCCACUUGUACAAAUUCUUUUCUUCUUGUUGUCUGUGCAUUGUUUUCAGAGUUGUUGUUUGCCAAAAUGUCAAUUUGCUGUGUUUUGUAAGAAGCUGAAAGUAUUUUGUAGCAGCUAAAAUGUUAUGUAUGGGUAUACUCAGUCAGUCCUUUAUAAAAAAGUUAGUUUUGUUCUUGGAAGCUUAAAUGUGCCAACUUAAUAUGCUCUGACUUUCUGUGGUAUGCUUUUAGUUUUAUUGGUAUACUAAGGAAACUCAAGUGUUUCCAUUGGAAUUAUUGAUGCACAUUGGUCACAAAACACUGUCUUGAAGCAAUUUGUUUUUUAAAAAAUUAAAAGUUUCUGUAGAAAA